CAGCGGGGCUGCGCCCGCGCAUGCGCGUGACGGCAGGGCGACACCCGCGCUCGCUCUGGCCGCGGUUGACUCGGCCUCUGGUGGGUACCAGGCGGGAGGUCGGGGGUUUGCUUGGAACCCCCGACUUUGGGGCACGUCAGAAACAAUGCCAGGGCCUUCCACGAUGUCUUGGAUGACAUAGUAGCAUGGCUUCAAACACCCUCAAGAUCUCGGUCCCCACUGCUGUCCCACCCACCAUCAAGAUGGAAGCAUUCUGGCUGAAGAUGCCUCUCUUUGGAAGUACGUUUAGUCCGAAGAAGACGCCCCCUCGGAAGUCGGCGUCUCUCUCCAACCUGCAUAAUUUGGACCGGUCAACGCGGGAGGUGGAACUGGGCCUUGACUACGGAACCCCCACCAUGAACCUGGCCGGGCAGAGCCUGAAGUUUGAGAACGGCCAGUGGAUAGCAGAGACGGGGGUUAGUGGAGGUGUGGACCGGAGGGAGGCUCAGCGCCUGCGGAGACGGAACCAGCAGCUGGAAGAAGAGAACAACCUCUUGCGGCUGAAGGUGGACAUCCUGCUGGACAUGCUCUCGGAGACCACUGCUGAAUCCCACUUGAUGGAGAAAGAGCUGGAUGAACUGAAGAGCGUCAGCAGGCGGAGAAAAUGAAGACCCCAAAGACAUCUGUUUGGAGAACAGGGGGAAACCCAUCCAUCAGAAGAGGGGGAUGUGGCUGAGGGUAUUUUUAGCCAAACGGAGGGAUCAGGUCCUGGGAGAGAGCAUCAUAUAAUAGGGCCAGAAAGCUCUGGUCCCCUUGGGUUGGCGGUAGGAAGGUGACCACAGUAGAUUCCAGGCCAGUCCUGUGCUUCACGGCAGGGGAGACCUCUCUGGGGAGGUCUGGGGGUGACGGAAGCCUUUGAGUUUUCUCCAGUCACUUAAUACCCAAAUGCCCAUGGCUCAGGCUCACCCUCCUGGGACGGAGGUCAUCCCAUCAUCCCCUCACGUCGGUGUUUGAGGUGUGGCGCCCUCUUGUUGGGAGGUGGGGGGUCUCAGAUGAGAGGCUGUCCUGGUUCUCUGCCCUCCAGCCCAUCCUCUUGCUCCUUUAAAGAACACUCGUUUCCCCCAGAUCCACAACCUCCUCUGCCUUCAGCAUCUCGGCAGCCAGCACCAGCCUUCCAUGGCAACACUAUAUUUUUGUGCUACUUUCCUCUCUAUCCUACUUUUUAAAAUUAAAUUAUGCUAUCUAA
This is a messenger RNA of Cervus elaphus (red deer), 1225 nucleotides long. RefSeq names its product chibby family member 1, beta catenin antagonist (gene CBY1). The transcript has 6 exons. NCBI's taxonomy places the organism in Eukaryota, Metazoa, Chordata, Mammalia, Artiodactyla, Cervidae. Gene Ontology annotation, cellular component: nucleus. Gene Ontology annotation, biological process: negative regulation of Wnt signaling pathway. Bases 186 to 647 code for a protein of 153 amino acids. The record is from RefSeq and is a predicted model, not a curated record.